AUGAGCGGGCCGCAGCCGCGGUUUCUUCCAGCCUACAAUAGCCUUACAGACAAACACUUGGCUGGGUACUUCAGCAAUGCCAGGAUAAGGCGACAUCUUCAGAGAUCAGGAUUGAUCUCAAGGAGUGGACGAAUAAUACCUGAGAAAGAAUACCAACUAAAUGCUAUGAGGAAGAAUCAACAGCGAUAUGUACAGGAGUGCCUGGCUCGUGCCAUAUUUCAUAAGGUCCUUGACAUGGAGCGUCAUCAUCAGCUGGAAAUGAAAAGGAGGCUUGAAAAUUCUGUGAGGAAGGAGAGGGUGCAGAAAAUCAAGGUGCAACAAUCCAAAAGAUCAGUGGAAGGUGCUAACCCUGUGCGCAUCCCACAUCCACCGCUUGGUCCAAGAAACUAUGGGCUCCAUCUUUCAGCAGCUGGAGAACGAGUUGGUCACUCACAGCUGAGGGCACGUGAACCUGUAGUUGGUUACAGCGAUGGACAUCCUUCUCAUCAGCACCGAGCCAAGGAACCUGCUUUUUCUAAGAGGUCUUCCUGUCGACCAAGCACAGCUCCAGGAAACAUGCCUCACCCAGUUCGCCUCCAGCCGCUUCACAUCUGUGCUGCCGUGGGAACUGUAUCAAAGGCUUCCAGCUCUAAACAGAAGUGCCAUGCACUUGGACAUGAUCAGCAGUUUGCCACUGGGGGAGAGAGGUCUGCCUUAAGACAUAUGAGUUCAGUGGAAUAUGUGACUGGUGUCUCCCCAUAUCAACUCCCCAUCAUUAGCAAUUAUGUGAUACCGGUGCCACCUCCCCCUCCGCAAAAAGGAGACAAGGGUGUAAAUGCAGUGAGAAACGGGAUGGCCAGAGCCAGGAGAUUUCGUCCCAUCACUGCACCAAAUGAUACAGAGCAACUUGUAACAAAGAAUUCCAGAGCACUCAGCAAGGCCUCGUUACGCAGCAACGUGUUUAUUACCAUGGUCUUCCUAGGAAAGAGUGUGCAUUUAUGUCACAAAGACACUUGUUACAGAGAUGAAAUCAAAGUCUACCAGCAGCACUGUGGAGGAGAAAACCUGUGUGUCUACAAAGGCAAGCUAUUGGAAGGAGAGACCUUCCAGUUUGUCUCAAAGAGGCACCAUGGUUUCCCAUUCAGCCUCACCUUUUUUCUCAAUGGGAUCCAAGUGGACAGGCUGAGCUGUUGCUGUGAGUACAAACAUCAGAAGCGCUCCAAGCUGGGAGGCAGACAUGGAUACUUCAUGUUUCUCAAUGUGGAGGGAGCAUCUCCUUGCUACAGGUGCAUUAUUGCAAUGGGUCUAGACAGAAAGCCAUCCCCUCCCAAGAGAAAGAUGGAGGAGGACCACGAGGAAAAGCAUGUGGAUUCCCAGGGAAAUGGAGUACACAGUGAGCCAAGUAAAAGCAAUGCUGAGCAGAAAUCAAGCAAAGAGUCAGUGUUAGUCAUCUUACCGAGCCAUGAAACAAGCGAGGAGACUACUAAUAACAAAAUGGAGACUGGACAGGAUCACAGAAAGGAAGAAAGGAAAAUAUCGUCUGAUGGUGAGAGUGAAGAUAGUCAUGAUGACAUCAGUAAAAAUGAGUAUGAUGAAGAUUUUGAAGCAGAUGAAGAUGAAGAGGGACAGGCUGGAGAUCAAAUGAACAGAAUGUCAAGGUCCUCCUCAGAUGAUGAAACCCAUGAUUUAGAUUGUGAAAAGAAGAGUAAAACCUCAGCACAGACCGUGCAGACCUCUGACAGCGAGGAGGGUGAAAGGGACAGAUAUUCUGACAGUGACUCCGAGGAUGAUAGGCAAGACAGGAGGCCUGCACACUCUCUGUCAUCCACCAGUACUCAGUAUAGCAGUGAGGAGGACUCUGGUGCUGAACCGAUGAAGGUCGCUGUUCAGGGCAAAGAGGACUGUCGUAUCAAAAGGACAUCUGAUAACACAGCACAUGCACAAAAUGGGGAUGAGAAUGGGGAGGAAAACCUGCUCAGAAGGGAGGAAAAUCGGGAAACUUUUGCACUGGAAAAAGAGGGAAUAAAUGAAGGAGAAAAGGCAAAAGAAGACUCAACAGCAAGGGAAGAUACUGGAAUUUUGCAUGGAAAUACAAUGGCCAUACAGCAUCAGAGUGCUGAAGCUGAUGAGGAACUCACACAGACUGAGUCAGUAGAAGGCAACAGAGGGGAAGAUGAGGAGAAGAAUACAAGUACCAGAGAGGAUGAUGGCAAGGAAAUUCUUCUAGUGCCUUUGGAAACCAGUAGGGUGGAGGUGGAGGAUGACAAUGAAGAGUCUCCUGGAAGUGAAGAGGGAGGUGCACCAGAUGGAGCUUCCUUGGCAGAAGGAACAAGAACACUUGAUGUGCCGAAGGCAGCUGAACAAGUGGUACAAGAAGGGCAGAUGGCAGGGGAGAGACGGGCUCUGGAGAAGGAAGACUUUGCUGCUGAGGGAGGAGAUGCUUGCACCGAGGAGGCACGAGAAGCAGCACAGCAUUGUGUGCCCAAGGAAGACACAGUGGUUGUGCUGCAGGUGGAGGAUCAGCUUGUGGGGGAGGAACCUGCGCCUGAAGACAGCACCAUGGCAGAGGAGAAUCCCAAAGGAAAGGGGACAGGGAAGGGAAUGGAGCCUGGCACAGAGGUGGCACCUGGGGAGCAGGAAGUUCUGAUGGAGGGGAUGGGGAGUGAGGCUGCUCUGGGAGAGCAGGCACCUGGGGCAGAGGGGCUGGCAGGGGCACUGCCGGGCAGGGAGGCAGAGGGGGCAGUGUCUGCGGGGCAGGAUGAGCCUGCGGCGGUCUCUGAGGCAGAGGAGGCUGUGGAGGCUGCAGGAGAGACUUCAGGGAAGGAGGCAGUGGGUGAGGUGGUGUCUGAGGCAGAGGAGGCUGUGGAGGCUGCAGGAGAGACUUCAGGGAAGGAGGCAGUGGGUGAGGUGUCUGAGGCAGAGGAGGCUGUAGAGGCUGUAGGAGAGACAGGGCCUUCAGGGAAGGAGGCAGUGGGUGAGGUGUCUGAGGCAGAGGAGGCUGUAGAGGCUGUAGGAGAGACUUCAGGGAAGGAGGCAGUGGGUGAGAUGGUGUCUGAGGCAGAGGAGGCUGUGGAGGCUGUAGGAGAGACAGGGCCUUCAGGGAAGGAGGCAAUUGGUGAGAUGGUGUCUGAGGCAGAGGAGGCCAUGGAGGAAGGAGGUUUUGCGGGGAAGGAUGUUGUGGUGGAUGCUGUGUCUGAGGGAGAGGAUGCUGUUGAGGAUGCCAACCUGGCAGAAGAAGGGAUUGCUGGGAGAGUUGGCCCCAAAGGAGAAGAGUCUGUAGAAGGAGAGGAGGCUGUGGUGAAGCCUGGGGCUCUCCUGGAAAUGUUAGGGGACAUAAAUGUUUGCAAAGGAGAAGCAAUACCUGAAGGAGAAGACUUUGUAAAGCCAAAUGAGUUUUCCCAACUGAAAACAUCAGGGGAGGAGCAGAUGGAUAUGAAGAAAGCUGCCACAGGAACAGCAAUAUCUGAGACUGGCAAGGCAGCAGAGGUAGAAGAGAGCUGUCUCCUGAGAGCUGAGGAUGCAGUGGUAGAGCCUGUGGAGCCUGGCACAGGUCCUGCGUUGCAAGUACCACCUGGACUGAAGGCACUGAAGGUGGAUGAUGGAGAUGAUCCCAUAAGUGAAGGAUCUCAGCUGGAGGAGAUCACAACACUGGAGGAAGGCUCAGCAGAAGCACUUUUGAGUGGAAACCCAUCUCUAGGCAGCAAAGCAGAGACAGAGAAGCGUGCUGGAGGGGUGAUGGGAGUGUCUGAGGAGAGAGCCAGAGCAGAGUCAGGAAGGGGAGAGGAGGCGCUGGGUGAGGCAGCAGGUCCAGGGGAGCUGUGGGCUGGGCAGGAGGGGCAUCAGGAGAGCGUGGAAGGGGGAGGAGGGGAGAGGGCUGCUGGUGAGGGGCUGCUGGGCCAAGCUGAGCUGCUGGCCCGGCCGCAGGGGCUGGGGGUGGGGGCCGUGGGGGGCGGCCGGGCAACGCAGGGGGCUGUGGCCGGGGCUGCAGUGCGGCUGCGGGACGCGGGGGGCAGCGGGGGCGAUGGCAGGGGGACAGCCCAGGGGAGGAGGGGGUCUGGGGGCGGUGGGGAAGGGCUGGCCCAUGGAGCAGCAGCCUGCAGGCAAGGGGGGAACUGGGAGGCGGUGCAGGGGUGUGAGGGAGCGGGGCCAUGGCCCGCAGAGGCCGGGGGCCAGGGCAGGGUAGAGCGGGAGUGGGACACAGCACCUCUGCUGUCCCCAGGGCAUGGAGAGCCCCGUGCAGCCACAGCCCUCAGGGAGCAACCGGGUGCUGAGGCCUCCUUGAGCAUCCCAGCACACGGGGAUGGGGCAGUGGGGCCAAGAGGGAGCGGGUGGGCAGGAGACGAGGGGCCUGGGACAGGGCCAGGGGCAGGCGAGGACGGGCUGCAGAGAGGGGCAGAGCAGAGAGUGCAAGUGGAGGGGGAACAGCCAGGCCCCAGUGGAAACGCAGGAGAGGCAGUGAGUGGCUCAGGGAGUGCCUGGAGCGCAGGGCUCAGCGAGCAGAGGAAGGACAGUCCUGUUGGAGGGAACCCAGCUGCCCACACAGCCUGGAGCAGCCGCAGCCCCUCUCAGGAUGUUGUGAACCCAGAUGCAGUUGUGCCCUCAGCUCAGCCUCAGGAUGAGGAAGAGACUCUCCCCUGAGCUGACUCUGCAGCUCCUGCCGGGCCGUGUCCCACAGCGUUUACACAGUUGCUGCAGAUUUGUGCUGGUUGGGAUCUCCGCUCCUUUGUUUUACUCCACAAGUGUCUGCCACAGCCACCAGCGAAGCCCUGCCCCAGCUGACCCUCAGUGGCAUGGAGAAGUGUCCAUCCUGUGCAGUAUUUGCUGAGAGGCACAUAUUUGAUGUGAGCAGCUCACAGUGCUCUUUUCCUUUUGACCAGGGAAUGUCUAUAAAAUCACAA
Colius striatus (speckled mousebird) is the source of this 4877-nucleotide messenger RNA. It is a transcript of the gene ERICH3, whose product is annotated as glutamate rich 3. Lineage: Eukaryota; Metazoa; Chordata; Aves; Coliiformes; Coliidae. The coding region runs from base 1 to 4617 and encodes 1538 amino acids. The transcript is spliced from 15 exons. The record is from RefSeq and is a predicted model, not a curated record.